AUGUCUAUGAGUAUCUUUGUCAAAACACUAACGGGUUUGUCUUUUGAACUGCAUGUUUCCCCUGCUGAAACUAUCACAUCAGUCAAAUCUAAAAUUCAAAGGACUGAAGGUAUUCCAAUAAAUCAACAACACCUUGUUUGGCGAAAUUGCGAAUUGGAUAAUCAUCGUCGACUAAGAGAUUAUUCCAUAUCUGAGGGUUCAACAUUGUGUCUAGUUUUAAGUCUUCGAAGUGGUCCACUUAUUGAGCAUCGGACGCCACCGCUACGUCUGGCAGCAAACCACCCAUCAAAAACCACUGUACCACCCUUUACUUCAGUGUCCAGCUCUACCUGUGGCAGUAGUUUCGUGUAUUCAAACCUCUUAACUCCAGUGAUAAAACCGAGUAUAUUGCAAUCGCAAAACACUGAAAAUGGAGGACGUUCUGACUUGAUUUUGGACAAAUCAAAACAAAGUGGUGCAGAAUGGUACGAAAUAGACGAAGCCAACACUGAUAGUGUGUUACCAAGCGAUACUGCAUUGGAAUCACAACCUGAUCUUUCGGUAGAUGUUCGACCAAAAUCCAGUAGUAUUUCGUCUUCUGUAGCACAGAAAGCAUGGAUCGACACUCCAUUAAGUUCUGAGUUAAGAGAGCAAAAUUCAAACAACAUUGGUCAAAGUCCUCCUGAUUUAGAAGUGGUCGUUGGAAUAAACCCACUGAAUGGAAACAUUACGGAAACUACUUAUAUUUCCGAGAGAAAUCGAAGUUCAUCCUCUCCUGAAAAAGAAACCUUAAAUGCCUUAACUGAACAAGCAAGUGUCCCGAUAGCUGUAGCAGUUAACAAUCAUUCAGACGUUCCUGAAUCCUCGAAUUCGUCUCCAUUUUCACUGUCAGUUCAUUAUUCUGAAUCCUCUUCUGCAUUAAAUCAACAAAAUCAUCCAUCUAUUUGGGUUUCAUGUGAUACUCAUAUCCCUCCUCCUUUUCAAAAACAGGAUCGGGAAUCGAAAACCUCGGCCGCCAGUGAUUUUGGAGAAUAUAAAUUGAACAUCGAAAGAAUGUACAAAGAAAAUCAGGUAAAUGGUGUUGACGAUCUUGAUAAUUGUAGCAAUACGGAAACAACUAAUUCCACAUCAGCGAAUAUCCUUGCUAGUCUAUUGGCUAAGGUUGUUCCCAAUCGAACAUCUAUUCGCUGCUGUGAUGGACCCCGUUGUCUACAUCAAUCGCGCAGAGAAUUUUCUCCCUUACCGGAAGAAAGUGAAGAACAAAAUUCCUCAAUACGUUUCUCAUUUUUGGACAGUGAAUGGUUCGACAAAGAGCUUGACUCGGUUUCUAUUAAUUUUGAAACGGAUACUGAUCAGGAUGAUGACAGUCCACCGCUCGUAUCUACUGGCUAUCAAUCAUGCUCCUUCUGUAAUUGUGGAUUUAAUCAUUCGCACUCUAUUAGUUGCGAAGCUUUGGAGACUGCAAUCAAUAGUAUCGUUCAAGCCGAAGUUUUUGUCCGGCUUCAAGAGUGUGACGAGCUUGCAGAAAAAGUAAAACGUCUGAAGACUCAAAUGAAAAGCGUUCGUCUGAGAAAGCAAAACUGGUAUCAAAAUACUAAAUAUUCUAUGUGUAAAGAAGAAACGUCAGCUGAAGAUCAGUAUCAUGACAUUGCCAAUUGGGGGAAAAAUUCCGAGCAUGUUAAUGAAAUCGCUGCUAAUUCCUGUGAUUUUCCAUGGACGAACUCACAAAUCAACAGAAAUCAUCUGUCAAAUCUACAUACUUCGUCACUGAACUGUUUGAAAGAUGCAUCUGAUUUCCCAAAGUCGCCUCAUACUGACACCAGGGAUCGAAUUCGUCAGCGUCGCUAUGCUACUAUCACACCUCCUGAUGUUAACUGCCUCAUCAGAACAGCUGAUUCACAGUGUAGAGGUUCUGAAUCGACUACUAACAUUUUACCCUCCCUUUUCUAUCCAGAAUGCACUUCACAAAGUUCGGAGGGUAGUAUGUUUGAAAACUCCUUGUCUCUGAGGUCUCCUCAACAUAUAAAUCAGUUUUCGUCUCCUGACAAAAACCUCACAACCUCAGUGACCACUUUGUCAUACAAUAGACCAACGUUAUGUAGUGAUUCUGUCAGUCAAACCCGACAGCAUUCAAUGAAUUCUCUACAAGUUAGCAAAUUGACAAGACUUGGAAGUUCCAGUCGUUUUAGUUCAAACAGCAACCGUUCGACUCCUACGAAAACUUCAUCCUCCGUUCCAUUCUUGCCGAAGUUGGGGAGUUCAGUAUCGACAGGUCACCUGGCCACAACUAUUCCACCACGAUUACCUUCAAGAGGGGGAAGUCGACUGAAUACUCCUGUCCAUUUCAGCAAACCAAACGAUUGUGAUGAGAAAUUAUUGAAUCCCAUUCCUCCACACUAUAUUUCGACCGUUUUGAUUGAAGCAUCUCACCUGCCUUCAUCCCCUAAUUCCAUUAGACGCAAACGAUGUUCUAUGUGCUCGCGGAAGAUAGGGAUUACAAACAGCUACACAUGUCGUUGUGAUCGGAGUUUCUGUUCUGUACAUCGUUACGCUGAGGUUCAUGCUUGUCAGUACGAUUAUAAAGCAGAAGCACGUCGUUAUAUAAUUGAAUCCAAUCCCGUCAUAACUACACCCAAAUUACCGAAAAUCUAA
Schistosoma mattheei is the source of this 2631-nucleotide messenger RNA. Lineage: Eukaryota; Metazoa; Platyhelminthes; Trematoda; Strigeidida; Schistosomatidae. The record is from the annotation of a GenBank genome assembly.